AUGACCAUCAACACCGACGACCAGUAUGGGGAUGGUGAAUCGAAAACAACGCUCAGCUCCAGUCGGCGUGAGAUCUACGAGUGCACAUGGAGGCUCAGCUGUGAAUCGAGAAAUUACGACUUUCCCGUCACCUCUUACCGCUACAGUAGCAGCAGCUACCAGGACCAGAUGGACGACGCGCUGAAUACGACGCUCACGAACGACAAGGCGACACUGAUACAGGUGUGGAAGCCGAAGAGCUACGGUUCGGUCAAGGGUCAAAUACCCCAACAGGACCGGCUUACCUACACCUGGAAGGAGAUCGAUGUGUUCGGCGAGGCACCGGCUGAUGCAAAGGCGCGCGAACCACUGUGCGCUCGGAUUCGGAACUGUUGCACACGCCAGCGUAAAGAUUUCAACCCACGCAAGCACCUGCUGAAGAAUGUGACGGGAGUUGCCCGGAGCGGUGAACUUCUUGCGGUGAUGGGUAGCUCUGGUGCCGGUAAGACAACACUGUUGAACGCACUCGCCUUCCGUUCACCACCAGGUGUGAAGAUAUCUCCCAAUGCCGUGCGCGCCCUUAAUGGUGUGCCGGUAAAUGCGGAACAGUUGCGAGCGAGAUGUGCUUACGUGCAGCAGGACGAUCUGUUCAUACCGUCGUUGACGACGCGUGAACAUCUGCUGUUCCAGGCGCUUCUGAGAAUGGGUCGUGGCGUACCAGCGAGCGUGAAGCAACAUCGCGUGCAGGAAGUACUGCAGGAGCUGUCACUGGUGAAGUGUGCCGACACGAUCAUUGGUGCACCCGGUCGUAUCAAGGGACUUUCGGGUGGUGAGCGUAAGCGACUUGCGUUUGCCUCGGAAACGCUUACCGAUCCGCAUCUGCUGCUGUGCGACGAACCCACGUCCGGGCUCGACUCCUUUAUGGCCCACAGUGUGCUGCAGGUGUUGAAGGGUAUGGCGAUGAAGGGUAAAACCAUCAUUCUCACCAUCCAUCAGCCGUCUUCUGAGCUGUACUGCCUGUUUGACAAGAUACUGCUGGUGGCGGAGGGUCGUGUAGCUUUCCUCGGAUCACCCUACCAGUCGGCGGAAUUUUUCUCUCAGUUAGGAAUACCCUGUCCGCCCAACUACAAUCCGGCCGACUUCUACGUGCAGAUGUUGGCAAUCGCGCCGGCCAAAGAAGCCGAGUGUCGUGACAUGAUCAAGAAGAUCUGUGAUUCCUUCGCGGUCAGUCCAAUUGCGCGUGAAGUACUCGAGACGGCCUCUGUUGUGGGUAAGGGAAUGGAUGAACCCUACAUGCUGCAACCGAUGGAAGGGGUUGGUAGCACCGGAUAUCGUUCCAGCUGGUGGACACAGUUCUAUUGCAUUCUAUGGCGUUCGUGGCUCAGUGUGCUGAAGGAUCCGAUGUUGGUGAAAGUACGCCUGUUGCAAACAGCAAUGGUGGCGACCCUGAUCGGUUCAAUCUAUUUCGGCCAGGUGCUUGACCAGGACGGUGUGAUGAAUAUUAACGGUUCGCUGUUUCUAUUCCUCACCAACAUGACCUUCCAGAAUGUGUUCGCGGUGAUCAACGUGUUCUCUGCCGAGCUGCCGGUAUUUUUGCGCGAAAAACGUUCCCGGCUGUACCGCGUCGACACCUACUUCCUCGGCAAAACGAUCGCCGAGCUGCCACUGUUCAUUGCCGUACCGUUCGUCUUCACAUCGAUCACGUACCCAAUGAUAGGGCUGCGGGCCGGUGCAACCCACUACUUCAUUACGCUCUUCAUCGUAACGCUUGUCGCGAACGUGUCCACCUCGUUCGGGUACCUGAUUUCCUGCGCCAGUUCCUCCAUCUCGAUGGCACUGUCAGUGGGACCGCCGGUUGUCAUCCCGUUCCUGAUCUUCGGUGGAUUCUUCCUGAACUCGGCCUCGGUACCCGCAUACUUCAAGUAUCUGUCCUAUCUGUCCUGGUUCCGGUACGCAAACGAAGCGCUCCUGAUCAACCAGUGGAGCACAGUGGUCGAUGGUGAAAUUGCGUGCACGCGUGCCAAUGUCACCUGUCCACGGUCGGGUGAAAUCAUACUCGAGACGUUCAACUUCCGCGUGGAAGACUUUACGCUGGACAUUGCCUGUCUGUUUGCGUUGAUUGUACUAUUCCGGCUCGGCGCCCUGCUCUGCUUAUGGUUGCGUUCGCGCAGCAAAGAAUAA
Molecule: messenger RNA, 2160 nt
Organism: Anopheles marshallii
Lineage: Eukaryota; Metazoa; Arthropoda; Insecta; Diptera; Culicidae
Gene: w
Product: protein white
Exons: 5
Coding region: 1-2160 (719 amino acids)
Biological process (GO): transmembrane transport
Cellular component (GO): plasma membrane
Molecular function (GO): ATP binding; ABC-type transporter activity; ATP hydrolysis activity
Source: RefSeq, a predicted model, not a curated record